Messenger RNA from Chinchilla lanigera (long-tailed chinchilla), 1847 nucleotides. It is a transcript of the gene Rnf32, whose product is annotated as ring finger protein 32. The transcript is spliced from 9 exons. Bases 537 to 1616 code for a protein of 359 amino acids. Gene Ontology annotation, molecular function: protein binding. Lineage: Eukaryota; Metazoa; Chordata; Mammalia; Rodentia; Chinchillidae. The record is from RefSeq and is a predicted model, not a curated record.
CUGUUUACAGUGGCGGGUUAUCCCUGGUUUGGUUUUCUCUUUAGUACGUCUGUUUAUCCGCUUACACUCGCGGGUAACUAAGCACCCGAGCACCACAGCGACUUUGUUUGCGACCGAGCCCGUGUUCCGGGUGGUGCCGAGGCCCCGGAGCAGUGGGUGGCGGGCCAGCGAGGCUGCCCCUCACGCUGCCGCAGACCGAGUCUCGCAAGCCACCCGUCACCGUGUAUGUUUCGUUUGGAAACUGCAGUUAGAGUCGAUGUUUGAAGCUUGCGAUAUUUACAUUCUAAAAUUUCAUGAAGCUACAGGACUUUUGAAGGGAUCCAGAUAUGAGCUCCCUGCCGCCCUGCCUCGGACACCAGCCUUGACUUCAUUAUCGGUCAGAACCUUCGUACAAACCUUGCUCAUCAACUUCAUAAAAGAUUUUUAUACACACUCUUCCGGUUGUCUGUGUUUUCACAGUGGAAGAUAGGAAGAAAUGUGCGUGAUGUGAUGAUAGGAUUCCUUACAACCCACGCCACAACUCCUCCUAACUCAGCAUGUUAAGAAACAAGGACCAUUCAUCUCAAAAGAGUAACUUAGCAGUCACCGCAGUUGCUUUACAAGAUCACAUCUUACACGAUCUUCAGCUUGGAAAUCUCUCAGUGGCUGGUCGUCUCCAGACAAACGUACAAAAGAAAGAGAACAGGUCAAAGUCUCUAAAAAGAGAUGCAAAAGCAGUAAUAGAUACUGGACUUAGAAAACCUCCAGAGGACCCCAAAGUAGAAGAUCCAGAAAAGGAAUAUGUCCUGGAUCCUGCACCACCACCAUUAACUUUAGCGCAGAAGCUGGGCCUCGUCGCACCUCCCCCGCCGCCGCUGUCGCCCGCCGAGUGGGACCGAGUGAAACAGAGGUCGGUGCUGCACGGCGACUCCGCGCAGCCCUGCCCCGUCUGCAAAGAAGACUUCCAGCUCCAGCCGCAGGUGCUGCUGUCCUGCUCGCAUGUGUUCCACAGGGCGUGCCUUCAGGCCUUUGAAAAGUUCACACAUAAGAAGACCUGUCCUCUCUGUAGAAGGAACCAGUACCAGACCCGGGUGAUCCACGACGGGGCCCGCCUGUUCAGAGCCAAGUGUGCCGCGCGAAUCCAAGCUUGCUGGAGAGGUUACGUUGUCAGAAAGUGGUACCGAAGCCUGAGGAAAAUCAUACCUCCCACCGACGCCAAGUUACGGAGAAAAUUCUUUGAAGAAAAGUUCCUGCAGAUCAGUCACCGCAUACUGUGCUCCUACAACACCGACAUAGAAGAGCUCUUUGCAGAAAUUGACCAUUGCCUGGCCGUAAAUCGAGGCAUUCUUCAGCAGCUGGACGAAAAGUGUGGCCAUGAGCUCACAGAUGAGGACUGGGAGAGAAUCCAAGUGCAGGCCGCUCACCGUGAGAUCUCUGAGUGCUCCAUCUGCCUGACCCCGCUCGGGCUGCAGGGAGACGGCCGGCAUCCACGAGCCACCGUCCUGCUGUCCUGUGCACACCUGUUCCACCACACCUGCCUCCUGGCCUUGGAGGAGUUCUCACUGGGAGACAGCGCUCCUCUCCAUGCCUGUCCUCUCUGCCGGGCCUGCUACCAAAAGAAAAUCCUGGAGUGUUGACUUCAUGCUCAGGAAAACUGGUUAAUUCUGAGGGAAAAAAGCUUACCUGGGUUUUGGAUGAACUGUGUGGGUUUAGGGUUAAGUCCCACAUGUGUUCUGUUCUCUGGGAACACAUCUCUUGGCAGGUAUAUCAUAUAUAGGAAAUGUAACCAGAUUUUAAAAGCUGACAACCAACCCCUCUAGUUUUAGCCUUUAGUCUAUAAAAAAUAAAAACAAGUUCCAGAAUCAUGA